This is a messenger RNA of Notechis scutatus (mainland tiger snake), 2322 nucleotides long. RefSeq names its product adenylosuccinate synthase 1 (gene ADSS1). Gene Ontology annotation, biological process: 'de novo' AMP biosynthetic process; IMP metabolic process. Gene Ontology annotation, cellular component: cytoplasm. Gene Ontology annotation, molecular function: adenylosuccinate synthase activity; GTP binding. The record is from RefSeq and is a predicted model, not a curated record. Lineage: Eukaryota; Metazoa; Chordata; Lepidosauria; Squamata; Elapidae.
GAACGCGCGAAGUGGCUGCUUGAAGCUCCCUCGUAGGAGCGAUGUCGGGCAUCCGGGCGGCUGUGGCAGCUUCCAAUGAUCGCGCCUCUCGCCCUGCCGCCGGCGCUGCUCUCGGCGUCGGUUUGAAGCGGCUGCGAAGUGAGCCGGGCGGCAACCGUGUGACAGUAGUGCUGGGCGCUCAGUGGGGCGACGAAGGGAAAGGGAAAGUGGUGGAUCUCCUGGCCACCGAAGCCGACCUCGUCUGUAGGUGCCAGGGUGGAAAUAAUGCAGGUCAUACUGUCGUUGUUGACGGGAAGGAAUAUGAUUUUCACCUCUUUCCUAGUGGGAUAAUUAAUCCUAAGGCUGUUUCUUUUAUUGGUAAUGGAGUGGUUAUACAUUUACCUGGCUUAUUUGAAGAAGCUGAAAAAAAUGAGAAGAAAGGAUUAAAAGACUGGGAGAAAAGACUUAUAAUAUCAGACAGAGCACAUCUUGUGUUUGAUUUUCACCAAGCAGUUGAUGGACUUCAAGAAGUGCAGCGUCAAGUACAAGAAGGGAAAAACAUUGGUACAACAAAAAAAGGAAUUGGACCAACUUAUUCUUCCAAAGCUGCACGGACAGGACUUCGGAUUUGUGAUCUUCUUUCAGACUUCAGUGAAUUUUCAUUAAGAUUUAAAAAUCUGGCUCACCAGUACAAGUCAAUGUUUCCUUCUUUAGAAGUUGACAUAGAAGGACAACUAAAAAAACUAAAGGGAUAUGCUGAAACAAUAAGACCAAUGGUCCAAGAUGGAGUUUAUUUUAUGUAUGAAGCACUACACGGCCCUCCAAAGAAAAUUCUGGUGGAGGGUGCCAAUGCAGCACUGCUUGACAUUGAUUUUGGCACAUAUCCUUUUGUGACAUCAUCAAACUGCACCGUGGGUGGUGUAUGCACUGGGUUGGGCAUUCCUCCUCAGUUUAUUGGAGAAGUUUAUGGAGUCGUAAAAGCCUACACAACAAGAGUGGGAAUUGGAGCUUUUCCAACUGAACAAAUAAAUGAAAUUGGAGACCUUUUACAGUCACGAGGUCACGAAUGGGGCGUGACUACAGGCAGGAAAAGACGUUGUGGCUGGCUAGACCUUGUCAUUUUGAGAUACGCUCAUAUGAUCAACGGAUUUACUGCUUUGGCAUUGACAAAACUCGAUAUUCUGGAUGUCCUUGAUGAAAUCAAAAUUGGUGUGGCUUACAGGCUAGAUGGGAAAAGAAUUCCAUACUUUCCAGCUAAUCAGGAAAUAUUACAAAAAGUGGAAGUGGAAUAUGAAACAAUGCCAGGUUGGAAAACUGACACAACUAGUGCCAGAAAAUGGGAGGACCUUCCAUCUAAGGCACAAAAUUACAUUAGAUUUGUGGAAAACCAUGUUGGUGUGUCAGUUAAAUGGGUUGGAGUCGGAAAAUCAAGAGAAUCAAUGAUCCAGCUCUUUUAAGGGCCCAUAGAAGAGCUGCACUGAGAAAGGAUUCGCCUAAUCUUUCCUGAUCCCAGACUAAGAUGAAAAUGCUUUUAAAAUCAAAAUAACCUUCCUAGACUAUGAUUAGAAAAGAACUUUUUCUUAUUUUAAAGUAUUAAAAUGGCUUGAAAAAUAACAUAAAAAUAAUUGGAGUGAAUUGGCUGAGGAGAAUCUUAAGAUGUAUAUACUACUAAAACUCUCCUGUUUGUCUAUCUGUAAUCUUCAAUUGGGCGAAAUGAUACUCGUAGGGCAACCAUUUUUUAAUCAAUGUACUAUAAGUCAGGGAUCUCCAAUCUUGUCAACUUGAAGCCUGGAGGACUUCAACUCCCAGAAUUCUUAAAGUUGACAAGGUUGGAGACUCCUGCUUUAAGUGGACUAACUUAAAGAAUGCAUCCAAAACCCAGGACCCAUUACUCCCAUGGAAUUGAAAUUUGGCAAAACUGUGCCCAUUUCAGUGUUACCACCCAGCCGUGGUCAGUCGAAGCCACAUGAUCAUAAUUUCCAAUGCUCCCUGUCAACUUCCCACAAGGAAAGUCAAUAGGACAUUAUCAGGUAAUUGGAAAUCAAUCACUCGCCAACUGCAUUUUUAUCUGCCCAUGAUCAUUCUGUUUCUCUGCUGCUAAAGAAAUAUCUCUGGAACAAUAAUCCAGUGGAUCACGGGCUGUCUAGUAACUUUUAAAAAGUGUCAAACUCAUAUGGAAUUAUUUUUUGAAACUGCUAUAAAAAACAAUCUUUCUACCAUAGUGUUUCCAUUCUUAUGUCAGGAAAUGGUGAGAUAUGCAUAUAUGUUAUUGAAAACAAACUGCAUAGUCCACUGAAAAGAUAGUAGAACUAAGCAACUCCUUUUAAAUCUGAGAGUCAAAAC